Molecule: messenger RNA, 1522 nt
Organism: Filobasidium floriforme
Lineage: Eukaryota; Fungi; Basidiomycota; Tremellomycetes; Filobasidiales; Filobasidiaceae
Product: putative cytoplasm protein
Exons: 8
Coding region: 135-1418 (427 amino acids)
Cellular component (GO): P-body
Molecular function (GO): hydrolase activity
Source: RefSeq, a predicted model, not a curated record
UCGUGUACUACUCCAAACCGCCAUCUGAGCGUCUCAUCGACCUUAACUCCCCGCAGAGUAGCUUCCUUCGCCUACCGUACCAGAACACCUCUUUCAACUUCGUACCUCGACCUCAACCCCGCAUCGAUCCCCUCAUGUCGUCCUUCAAGCCUUUUCCCAAGAAACCCGUCGUCCUCGUAACGAACGACGACGGUCCUCCCUCCGCCUCGUCCCCAAACAUCUACUCGUUUGUCAAGCUCCUUCAGGAACAACUCGGAUGGGACGUGAGAGUCGUCAUUCCCGACUGUCAGAAAAGCUGGGUCGGAAAGGCGUAUGCGAUCAGCGAUAUCAUCGAUGGCAAAUACUUUUACCCUCGAGGCCCUGAUGGUCUUGAAGGAGAGAUCACCAGCGAGAAGAGACCGUUGAAAGAAGGGGAGACGAUGGAGUGGAUCUUGUUGACCGGGACACCAGCUACUUGUGCUAACAUCGCUUUGCACAACAUCUAUCCGGGAGAGAUCGAUCUGGUCAUCUCGGGUCCGAACCACGGCCGAAACUCCUCGUCUGCAUUCUGUCUAUCCUCCGGGACGAUCGGCGCUACCCUCUCGUCCACCCUGUCCUCCUACCCUUCCAUCGCCAUCUCGUACGGUGUCGUCACCAGGCCCGUCCUCCCGCGUUGUCUAGAGCUGGCGAAUGAGACCGCGGUCGAGGUCGUCCAGAAGUUAUGGGAAGAUUGGGGGAACGAUGGGACGCCGAAUGCUCCUUGGCAGUACGCCUUGGGUUCGGGCGAGGGUGGCCAUCGGAUGAAGGGCAAGGUGCAGCUGUAUAAUGUCAAUCUGGCGUUGAUCGAGAAGAGCCUGGAGAAAGAGAACCGAAAGGUCGUAUGGACCCGAAUAGCGAGGAAUGGGUACGGCUCGUUGUUCAAGACGAAACCGCUAGACCCGAAUGAGAACCGUUGGGACAGCGCUGCGCCGAAAGACAAGAAGGAGACGCUACCUUUCAAUAAUGGGGAAAACUCUGCCGGUAUCGUCACCAUAGAUGACGAGGAGAAACCUGCACCUACAAAGUCGGCAGCAGGAAAGGAAAACGCCCCGCAAACACAGACACCCUCUUCGCAGACCGCUCGACCCGCCGGACCUGGAGCAUUACCGGUGGCGGCGAAGCAAGAAGAUACGGCAAGCAAGGGCUCGAUGGGAGAAAAGUCUGCCGAGGAGGCAAGGUUGAGGUUCUUCUUUUCACCCGAGUUGAAACGGUUGAUUUUCCCUGAAGAGGACUCGUUGGAGGAAGGGACCGAUUCAUGGGCAUUGUUCCACGGUGCAGUCUCGGUAACGCCGCUUCAGGCCAGUUUCGCCGAAGCGCCGCCCGAAUCAUUCAGGUUCGGGUCAGAGAGCGAGACUCCAGCGACGGGCUCGGGCGAGAUGGUCGGUCAGUGGAAAAAGUAGGUAGAAGGUGGACAGUCAUGGAGGUGAGGCACGGAAGUUGGGUUCUAGGUGAAUCUUGUGCGAUGUCCUUCGCUGUAUCUAGGCUAGAUAGGGGUAGGAGAUGU